Molecule: messenger RNA, 9046 nt
Organism: Paramuricea clavata
Lineage: Eukaryota; Metazoa; Cnidaria; Anthozoa; Malacalcyonacea; Plexauridae
Source: the annotation of a GenBank genome assembly
AUGGUUUCCACGGGCAGUUAUUUAUGGUUGGUUAUAAUUGGAUUUAUCAUCGCCUUUAUAUUGGCUUUGGGUCUUGGCGCGAAUGAUGUGGCUAACUCAUUUGGUACCUCUGUUGCAUCUAAAGUCCUAACUCUGAGAAAUGCUUGUGUCUUGGCUUCGAUAUGUGAAACUGCUGGGGCUGUUUUGGCUGGAGGAAAAGUAACAGGUUUUUAUAUACCUAAUCUUAUAAUAUGUCACACGUAGAAACGCACAAGUUGUUGCAGGUCUGCAAACAAGUUGUUACAAAUCUGUUCACAAGCUGUCGACAAGUUGUGUUCGCACUGCUUGUUCCCAGUUGUUGUAACACGUUUGGAACAAGCUGUUAACAACUUGUAACAAGCUUGAUGGCAUUAUCAGAUUUGUUACAACUUACAAGGUUGUUCUAAGUUCUAACAAUUGCAAGUCUGAUACAGUCAUGAUUUAAGGUGGCUCGUUAUAGUUAUCACAAAAACCCUGCUCAAGAAUCACGAACAAAACCGGGUGACCAUUUUUACGCGCAGGUCGCGGAAACUGAUUAACGAAAUGAAAGAUCUUCCAAAAUGACUUGACGUGAGCAGUUGCUCGCGCCAUCUCACGUCAUUGCGCGUGUUCUAUAGCGAGCCACCUUAACAAGAAUGUUACAAGGUUGUAUCAAUAUUGUUAUCAUAUUCCAACCUUGUUACUAUAACUGGUAUUCUUCUAAAUACUAUAAAAUUAUUUCCAGAUGCAAUACGCAGCAAAAUAGUUGAUAUUGAUUAUUUUCAAAAUGGCACGGAAAGUGACGUGCUUGUGGGAUCAUUCAGUGCUCUAUGUGGUGGAGCAUUGUGGUUGAUUAUAUCAACAGCAGCAAAGCUUCCCGUGUCGUCCACACAUAGUGUGGUCGGAGCAAUGAUGGGGUUUGGUUUGGUCGCAACUGGAGGCAAGGCCAUUAAUUGGAAGGAAUUUGGAUUAAUAGGUACAGUACAUGUAUAGCUUGUGGAGAGGGGGGGGGGGGGCAGUGCUGUCUAUUGGGAAAUGAAGAGUUGGUUUCAGCUUUUGCAUAGCUGUUUUAACACUUAAAAACGCACAAGUUGUAACAAACCUGCAACAGACUUGUAGGAAUGCUGUUCCAACAACUUGUCAACAGGAUGUGUUCGCACUGCUUGUUUCCAGCUUGUUGACAAGCUGUCAACGGCUUGUUGACAACUUGCUACCGGGUUGUUGAGCUCAACAGACUUAUUACAAGUUGUUCCAACAACUAGUUCCAACAACUUGAAUCGACCUGCAAUUCAUCAAUUUGUCAACAAGUUGUGAGCGACAACUUUGUAGCGACUUGAUAAAAUAACAGCAUUGUUACAACUUGUUGACAAGCUUGCUACAAGCCUGUUGUGAACAAAUAUAAUAACAGCAUUGUUACAACUUGUUGACAAGCUUGCUACUGUCAUGCUACAAGCCUGUUGCGAACACAUCUUGUUGACAAGUUGUGAGUGACAACCUCGUAGCAACUUGAUAAAAUAACAGCAUUGUUACAACUUGUUGACAAGCUUGCUACAAGCCUGUUGCGAACACAUCUUGUUGGCAAGUUGUGAGAUUUAAGCUGUCCUUGAUAAAUUUGCCAAGAAUAAUUUUUACAUAUUUUCUUAUGUAGUGGCAUCAUGGGUUCUAUUUCCUAUUAUGGCUGGAGUUAUCAGCUCGUGUUUUUAUCUGGCUUUGCAAUUUUUUGUUCUCAAAAAGGUAAGUGGGCGCAUGUUUUGGCAGCUUUCAGAACUUAUAGGUGUGGGGAAGAGGGGGGGGGGGGUAAGUAAGGGACUGACCCAACUGCCCCACACAUUAAUUCAAAAUAAUUUGCUGUUCUCUCAUCAGAGUUUUUGUACUAAAUACACGUGUCCACUUAUUUUUCUAGCCUGACUCGUAUAGUGCUGGUUUGACUGCCUUACCAAUCAUCUACUUCAUAGUUAUAUCAAUCAAUCUCUUUGCUGUAUUUUAUAAUGGUUCAGAAAGUAAGUGUCGCAUAAUAAAUAUACAUAUAUAUGCGACAUUUCUCUAUUACGUGUUGUCGUCGCUAAUAUAUGUAACUGCCAUUAUAAUUUUGACGUUGUAGAUUGGAGUUUAAAAAAAACUUUCAUUUCAUUUCAUUUCAGUUCUUCGCUUUAAUACGAUUCCAUUGUAUGGUUGUUUGAUAUUGAGUUUUGGUACGGGACUUCUCGUGGCUCUUGUUACAUACUUCGUGUUUGUUCCUUGCUUGAGGAAGAAAAUUGAUAAAGAAUUUGAACUUGAAACUUUAGAUUCUGAAUUUGUUGAUGACAAGAAUGUACAGAAAGGUAAGCUGUUGUGUGCACAUGCAAAAAUCUCACAUCUUAAUUGUAUAGCAAGUCUGCCAAUAAGCCGUCAACAAGUUGUGUUCGCACUGCAUGUCCCAAGUUGUCUAGUGGAACAAGCUGUUUAACAACUUGUAACAAUCUUGUUGAUAUUAUCAGACUUGUUGCAAGGUUGUUCCAACAAGUCCGAUACAGUCAUGACAUAACAAUACUGUUAUAGCCUUGUGUCGUCAACCUUGUAACAUUCUUGUUAUAUCAUGACUGUACCAGACUUGUUAGAGCAACCUUGUAACAAGUCUGAUAAUGCCAUCAAGCUUGUUACAAUUUGUUAACAGCUUGUUCCAAACUUGUUACAACAACUGGGAACAAGCAGUGCGAAUACAACUUGUCGACAGCUUGUGAACAGAUUUGUAACAACUUGUUUGCAGACCUGUAACAACUUGUGCGUUUUUACGUAUGUGCACGCGUAAAAGUCUCACAAAUUGUCAGCAACAAGUCUGGAUUGAAAAAGUUGUUAUCAUCUUGUAACAAGGUUGAUGAAUACGACAAACUCGCAACAAGUUGUUCCAACAAGUCUGAUAGCGUCUGCACGUAACAAGUUGUUAACAAGUUGAUGACAACAAGCUCGUAGCAAUUUGUUACGAACAGCCUGUAUUAGUCUUGUUGGAACAACGUGGAGCAAGUUGUUACCGUCAAGUCCGUCAGCAACCUUGUAACAAGGUGAUAACAAUCUGUUCCAGACUUGUCAACAACAACUGGGAACAAGCAGUGCGAACACAUCUUGAUGUCGGCUUGACAUUAACAACCUUCAUCCUUUAUAGAUAAUGAAGUUAAGGAGAAAACGAAGUUGCUAGACGAGGCCAACAAUGGCGAUUCAAAAAACAAGAAAUAUAGCGAAGGAAUAAUUAACGAAACUGUAUCAGAUGCAGACGAGGAGAAAUCACCAUCACAACCCAAGCAACAUCAAGUACUUACAGACGAACCAAAGACUGCUAGAUUGUUGGCAUUUGUUCAAAUUUUAACCGCCUCGUUUGCCUCUUUUGCUCAUGGUAGCAAUGAUGUUAGGUUAGUUAAGAUAUGUUUUUCAGGUAGUUUAAACACAAACCACGACAGCUUAUUGUAGAAUACUACCUACACUGGACCACCACGUUUGUGAUAUCUUUUUCAGGUAGUUCAGACACAAACCACGACAUCUUAUUGUAGAAUACUACCCACACUGGACCACCACGUUUGAGAUAUCUGUUUCAAGUUGUUCAGACACAAUUAAACCACGACAGCAGACAGCUUAUUGUAGAAUACUACCUACACUGGACCACCACGUUUGAGAUAUCUUUUCAGGUAGUUCAGACACAAACCACGGCGGCGUAUGGUAAUAGAACUGACUACCUGGCUCCCACGUUUGAGAUAUUACCAAUGAAAUUGUAUAUCUUAAUAUUUCUUCUAUUUUAGCAAUGCUGUUGGACCUCUUGACUCGGUCUGGUUAACAUAUAAACAUGAUUUAAUUGACUCGGACAUAAAUACACCAGCAUGGAUCUUGUUUUAUGGAGGUGUUGGUAUAUCUGUUGGGCUUUGGAUCUGGGGAAGGAGAGUGAUAGAAACCGUAGGACAAGAUCUGUCUUCCAUUACACCGUCAAGGUAAGAAGAGAAGCACUACACAAUCCGGCGAACGUCAGAGCAAACGUCUUUCUCCUCUGAGAGCGUGCGUUCGAUUCCCGCUACGGACUUAUGAUACUUUGUGAAGAGUCCGUCAACGCUAUACCGAAAAUCGUAACUAGUUUUCUCUGAGAUAAGCACCCAAACUUCCACUACAAUUACCGUGACCUCGAUCUCACAGGCCUAAUACGAAUUUGAUUGGUUAAUUGGGUAGAAUAAAUCCAUCUAAUUGGUUGUAAUGUAGCUGUUGUGGAAGUAAAAAUCUGAACUGCGAAUUAUCGCACCCAGGGGCCGCAGAACCUGAGGCAUUGGGGGCAUUCCCCCCCCCCCCCCCCACAAGUGAAAAACGUGCCCUUUCUUCUGGGCUAAAGUGCCCCAUUUAAAGAACAAAAAAAGGAUUUCUUGAAUGAACGCCUUCUUUUGCUGGAAAGAAAGUGCCCUUUUUUUGCAGUAGUAAAGACUCUGUAAAGGCCAUUUCCGACGUUAUAUAGACUCCAUAUUUUCAAAAAGUUUCGUUCGGCUCGUGAACGACAUAAAAUCAUUUGAUUUUGAUCAUUUACAAAAGUGCCCAUUUUGGCUAUUAAAUGCCCCUCCACUUUCGAAAUGCUUCCGCGGCCUCUGAUCGUAUACUCUGAGAAAUCUAACCCACAACACAGCUAAUAUUGCACCUAUAUUUUAGGAAUUAACAUUUGUUGUAUUUUUAGUGGUUUAAUAAUUCAAUUUGGCAGCGUGUGUACAGUGCUGGUAGCUUCAAACCUCGGGAUUCCAAUAAGCACGACUCAUUGUCUGGUCGCAGCUGUCGUUUUAGUAGAUUUUGUGAGAUCCAAUCAUGUUACAGAAUGGAAAGUAUUUUUCAAUAUUCUCAUUGCUUGGCUGGUUACUGUACCCGUCUCAGGUAAUAUUGGAAGUGCGGUAAAAGGGAGUGGGGGGUCGGAGGGGGGGUUGAGAUUUUGUUUGGCCCUGUCAGUUGCUUUUCUUAUAUUAAUUAACAAUGUUUGUUUACUGUUUUUAAUACAGGUCUGUUGUCUGCUGGGAUAUAUGCAUUGUUGCGUUAUGCAAUUUGAGUGUCCACGACCGGAUACGGUGAACAGCUGUGAAGAGAGAGUUAGAGUUGCCACCAUUGGUUCAUUUUCGUAAUUAUUGAAUCGUUAUCAACGUACAAUCGAUUAAUAUCGAUUCAUCGCAUUGUAUAAAUUACGUCAACUGUGCUGAAUGUCGCUUCCAAGAAAGGGGGCAUCGGUUUUAAACGAGUCAUUUGAAUGGCUUAGUGUCAGGAAAUUUUCCACAAAUGUAAUUGAGGCUGAUUGGAGAAGAGUCGAUUAUAAUGACCUAUUAUAAUUACUAUGUAAUUACACAUACGGACGCAGUAAAUGGCUUGUGAAACGUCAUGAUGAGAGCAUUCUUAUUCUUCAACAGUUUAAAAUAAAUGAAUGAUAUUUGGUGAGAAAAUUGAACUUAAAGUUUAUGUAAAUCAGCAUGAUUUUGUAUCAGAUAUACAAUGAUACGAACUCCUUCAGGGUCAUGAUUUCGUUUGUGUUUUCGUCAUGAGUUUCACAAUAUAAUUUAAAUAUGUGUAUAGCGUCUGCAAAAGACGCAAGUUAAAUCAAACUGUUGCCGUUGCGUCAUGGAAAUAAAGUAAGAUCAGUCGGUAAUAAUUUUCGUGAAAAAAUUUAAAGGCAGGAAGACUUCCAAUUCAAAGAAAAAAAGCAGAUAUUGGCAAUGGAUUUGAAUAUUGAAUAUCUAUAAUUCUUAGGAUUGGCGUGCAAUUUUGAGAUAAAAUUGCAGCCUAUAAAAUUAUAGUCAAUGAAAUUGAUUUUUUGUCGGUUAAAACUGCUCUCAGAAUGCAGGAAAUAGCGCUUCAGAGCCUUUAAUAGAAGACUGAUCACUAUUUUUUUUUUGGGGGGGGGGACAAUGCCACCACAGCCCUCUAUAGGUUUCUUGCACCUCGACACGGUAAAUAGGGUCCUGAACACUACCCUGGCCCAGAGGUUUUUUUAGGUCAGGCGAAAAUAAAUACCCUCUGGCUCCAGGGUAUCCGUGCAUGUGACCAACAAACUUUGUCAAGGGAAACUUGUCAAGGAAAACUUAUUGACCGUACAUACGAGAAGGUAAACUUGUCAAGGAAAUCAACAACGCCCUGUAACCCUUAUGUAACCCUGCUGUAACUUGCGAUGUAACAUUUGUGACGUAAUCACGUUGCGCAACAACAACUCGUUCCCAUGCUCUUCUGUGGACGCGCAGUUUUAAAAUUCACGAAGACCAAAAAAGUUGUAGAAGUCUGAAUUUCAACUUUGAACUGUCUUCAAAAAAUAAAAUAUUUCCAAGUAAAUUUUAACUUUAAGAGAAGAUAUGCUGGCUUCAUUUAGAGCAGCAACUGGUCUUUCAAAAUUCACGGUAAACUGUGCUUGUUUUGUUUUGCUUGAGUUAUAAUGUAAUACUUUUAAUAUAUAGUCUUGUAUUAUUUAAUAUAUCAAUCGACAUUUUAUUUCUUUACACGUGUUUCUGCUAUAGUUUGGUGCAAGAAAUAGCUUUAGGAACUCUCUUCCAAGCGUUAGCAGAGGAAUUCAUUAUGGUUUUAGUGGAGUUUGGUCAAAUAAUACAGCAAAAUCGGAGGUAGGGGAAAGCUUUAUGCAGUUCGUGAGGUCGUGCACGAUCAUAAUAACACUUGUUUUUUUUAUCAAAAAAUAUGUAGUAAAGAUGUGUCAUAAUUGUAUAAUUUUAUAUUUGGGCCUGUUAAAGAUGCAGUUUUAUACAGUUGCAACAUUGAUCGAAGGUGUGCUUAUUUGAAGUAGGUGGGUGAGAUUGGGGUUGGGUGGGGUGGGGGUUGGCCAUUGGGUGGGGGUAGGGGGAACAGAUUUGCUAUAUACGGGAUGUGCUGUGUUAUUUUAUGCACCUGUCAAUGUUAUGCCUGAAAGAAAGGGAAUGGGCAGACCCAGGGGGAUUUGACAUUUUUGAUUCAGUGAGCAUCACAUUUUCCCAUGCCUCACAAGACUUUCAUCUUGUGGGAGGCGGCAAAAGGCCCCUCUUUCGUGAGCCACUACUAAAGAACUUAAGCAAGUGACAUUUUUGACGACACGGACGCUAACUACCAGGUGAUCUCGUGUUCGUACUUUAGACAAUCAGCGCUCAGAAAGGGUUGUCCGAAUAGAAAUCCAUUUUGAUGUAUUCAAUCAAUUAUAUCUUUCAUUAUUCUUUAUGAAACUAGUUGAAAUUUUGUAAUUAUGUUUGGUUAUGAGAACUAUAGCUCUGACAAAAAUAUGGAAUCGAAAUAAAGUAUAUUACAGGAGAUAUUCAGUUGUUUUAAUCAUAAAAUGGAUUUCUAUUUGACAACUAGUGCCAGUACUUUUCCGCGUAUCAAGAUCACCUGGUAGAAGUCAAUCGAGCCGUUAUAGAUGGCAAGUGAUAGCGACAGCCAUUCUUGUUUGAAAUCAAGAACUCAAUGCAUUUCUACAUUUGUGAUUUCAAACGACUAUUGCCAUCACCAGCCAAUCACAAACCAGUCUUUGUAAUUCACCUUGACACUUGACAAUUGCCACAGCAGGGAUUUCCUCUGGGGGGAGCAUGGAUCUUUUCUGGAACAAACCAAUGUUGUUACCUGCCUCGGCGAAAAAAUCCCCAAUGAUGCAGAGGGAAAAAUGGGCCAAUUAUGAGGGUUGCAAACUCUAUCUUUCCCCUUUCUUUCAGUUUUCAAAAGAGUACCCAGUGAUAGAUCACUCGUACGACUGUAUUGUUGUCGGUGCUGGUGGCGCUGGACUUAGAGCUGCAUUUGGUUUGGCAAAUGGAGGAUUUAAGACUGCUUGUAUUACAAAACUGUUUCCUACCAGAUCACACACUGUUGCUGCUCAGGUAAAUAUUACACAUUACACUGUGAUGAAACUUUUGAAGUAUGAAGUGUCAACUAUUUCUUGACUGACUCUUCACCCCAGGGAAAAAUUUCUUUCUGUGACAUACAAUGUGACAGAUUAGGGUGCAAUUAUUGAAGCUUGAUAAUCUGUAAUUAACAAGAAACAUAUAGAGAUAUUACUGUAUAGUAGUUGAACAAUAAAACCUUCAUUGUCCCUUGACAAACAAUUACCAUAAGUCCCCAUCUGUGACCCCCUAGCCUGUGUCGCAGACUUCAAAAUACAUGUUUUAGCGGUGCAGGCUACCACCCUCAAUGAUUUAGCAUUCUGUAUAUUUAGGGUGGAGUAAAUGCUGCAUUAGGCAAUAUGGAGCCAGAUGACUGGAAAUGGCAUAUGUAAGUUUGCUACUAACAUAAAAUGGGUCAAUUUCUUCCAGGACACAGGGUGUAUCACCCCCUGAAAAUUAAAUUCAGUGUUUUAUGAUUGACGGUUACCGUACCAUAUUUUCUCCAAAUUAAGGUAUGAUACAGUGAAAGGCAGUGAUUGGUUGGGAGAUCAAGAUGCCAUUCAUUAUAUGACCAAAGAAGCACCUGAAGCUGUCAUUGAGGUACUGUUCAUUUAUGUCGUGCAUAUGAUGAAAGGGAAUCACAACGCAUAUUAAAAUAGUUGAGAAAACAAAAAAAUAUAACGUUGGGAAAAACAAAAUGUUUUUAAUUAACAGAUGUCUGGAAAAAAUUACCAUUGGCAAGGCACGAUAACCUUUCACGUUUCUCAUCUUAGGAUAGAAGUUUUGUAAAACUAAAAGAGCCUGAUCAUUGAGUUGCUUCUGAAUAUUUUUGCAGCUUGAAAACUAUGGAAUGCCAUUCAGUCGUACAGAUGAUGGUAAGAUCUACCAACGUGCAUUUGGUGGUCAGAGUUAUGAUUAUGGUAAAGGUGGUCAAGCGCACAGGUGUUGCUGUGUGGCAGAUAGAACUGGGCAUUCUCUCUUGCACACAUUAUAUGGUCAGGUAAAAUAGUAAAGUCGGGUGUGUUUGGGGCGCAAUGCGAUUCGAUGGAUUAAUUGAUAAUGUAUCAUUUUCUAUAUUAGUCUCUGAGGUACGACACUGAUUAUUUUGUGGAAUAUUUUGCAUUGGAUCUAUUGAUGGAACAAGGUCGCUGUGCCGGGGUUAUUGCGCUGUGUUUGGAAGACGGAUCCUUGCACAGAUUUAAUGCCAAGAACACAGUUAUUGCUACUGG